Molecule: messenger RNA, 783 nt
Organism: Acanthamoeba castellanii str. Neff
Lineage: Eukaryota; Discosea; Longamoebia; Acanthamoebidae
Exons: 5
Coding region: 1-783 (260 amino acids)
Source: RefSeq, a predicted model, not a curated record
AUGCAGGCCACCAUGACCCCAACCGUUCGGCUCUUCGUUGUGGUCGCAGUGGUUAUGCUGGCGCCACUUUUUAUCUCGGGCGUCGAAGGAAGCGUCUCCCGUACCUUCAACGAGGCGUGCGCCGUGUGGAACGCUCGCGCUCUUUACCAGAGUCAACCCACCCCUCAGUGGCUAGGCAGCUCUCUCGACUGCGCCACAGGGGGGCCGGGCGUCAUGCAGGAGCUGGUGCCGGAGAACGUGCUCGACCAGUUCAAUCUCUACCGCACGCUGGCCGGCUUGCCCAACGUCACCCUCAACGGCACCAAGAGUGACGGCGCGCAGGCUGCGGCCUGGUGGGACGCGGCACUUAUCCAGGCUGGUGGGUGUGACCCGAACAAUUUGGACCAGUGUUGGGCCAACACAUCCUCGCCUUGCUACACUGAGGAUAGACAGACACGGGCCUCGAGUAUUCAUCUCCAUCAGGUGCGUUUGGGUGGAACGUACUUCGAUGUGGCCUCCAUCCUUGAAGCCGGCUACCACGAUAUUGUCCUUUACCCCGAGACGACCAGCAUCGGCAUUGGCAUGUACGGUAAUGAGACUGGCGUGAACGGAAACUUUACCGGUUUUUCGUGCCAGACGAUCGAUGCUGCUGGCGCCCCUUCAUCGCCGAACCGCAGAGACACGACCUCAGGGUGGUAUGCCUACCCCCCUGACGGAGUGCUGGAGGUCUCGGCCAUGAGCGGCUUGCGCAUGUGGAAAUUUGUCACGCAAGCGCCCCUCGGUACCUUCUCCAAUCGCGAUUAG